AUGGCCUCUGCAUCUCCCGGCUCCUCUCAGCUGAGCCGCGCUGGCCCAAGCAGAGGAAAUGGAUCUAGAGAGCGGCUGCACAAGCUCCCUGAGCUGCAGAGUUCAACCAUCCUACCAAGACUUCCAGUCCACGUUAAAGACACACAGGCUGUGCUGAAGAGACGUAUAACCCGGACACAACCCAGUCUCCAGCACUUACAGACCCGUGACAGGAUGUUUUUUCCAGGCUGGUACACUCAAACUCCACCUCAACCUAAAGAGCCGCCACAAAGGCGUUGUGAACAAUUACCUGUCCAACUCCCUCCGCUGCCAGCCAGAGCCAAGAGGAAGCUGGCCAAGGUUGAGAUGACUCCCCCAAGUCCUCCCAGAUGGCCAUUUUCCCUUAAGAACAAUCCAGAACUGGAUAGUCCCUCCAAAGUUCACAUCUAUGAUUACGGUGAAGAUGACUAUAUGAUGAUCAGCCAAGGAGGCGUUCUAUCGAAGCAUGGGGAAGAUUACGACUUUAUAAGUGCCGAACACUGGGAAGAGGACUAUAACUUCUACUGCAAGUGCAUGCGCAUCCCCUUCUUUGCCCGUUACAAAAUGUGGAAACCCUUUUAUGUUUGGCGCAAAACAGUUACCAUCAAGAAGAUUCAAGGGGCCAAGGAGACCCUCCAACUGCGUUUGUUCAUUAUCAGUGAGUCUCUAAGUCCUGCACUGGUGGACAUCAGGAAAAUGUGUUACCAAAUCAGUGACACAGGCUUGUGCAGCAUGGAGAAAAAACACACUUACACACUGCAGGAAUUCCUGGACGCCCAGUUCAACAAACUACAAGAGAUAUUGAGUGACUUGGAGAAGUUUCAAGACCUGGCAAAAGAGGUGACCAUUUCCGCCUGUCGCAACUACUUGACGGAUCCUCAAGACAAAAUUGAGGCACCAAAUAAUAAAGCCAAACUGAAAAUUCUGGAACAGAUCAACCAGAAUUUCCUCUCUAACCGUCUCAUGUGCUUCAUCCGACUUGUUGAUUACUUGGUUGUCAACACCAUGCACAACUUGGUGGUGAAUGCAGUGACCAAACUGCAGGCUGCGUUCCUGGAGCAGGUAGGUCGAACACCCGGCCAUGACAUUAUUCAAAGCUGGGGCCAGCAGACUGAGGCCACCACUGACGCUGCAGAGGGAGAGACUGAUAAGAAGUCAGAAACUGGCCGCGGACAACCUAUGUUCACCUCUGAGCUGACGCUGGAAACAAAUGCAUUGUCCUACAAGCCCUCUGAAGAGAACUUUCAGGAGGCUUUUGUGGAGAUCUUUGGGAAGUUCCAAGAGACAGUGAUGUCAGUUAACGUACUUACAGGAGAUGACGAUUUUGAGUCACUGAUAGAAUUCGAAGAUGAAGAGGUACAACAAGAAAAUCAAUAUGAAGAUGGCCCUAGUUUGGAAUCUAUCAUAGAGAAUGAUGGCCACCUUCAAAAUAUCAUUCAAAACAUCAAGGAAUCCCUCCAGUGUGCUUUUGAUGCCGCGAAAGUGUACUCAAAAACCUUUGAGCGUUUCCGGCUGUUCUAUAAGGAGAACGAAAGUCUGGAUCUAGAUGAACUACGGAAACAUGAUCACGGUUUGGCCUUUUUUGAAAAAGCACUGGAGUUAUACCACAGAGAGCAUAAGGAGGCCUCAGCUCUCCAUCCAAAAAGAAAUCUCGGCUUACUGCUUGUCGACAAAACACAGCUCAAAGACAAGCUUGUGUCCUCCCCACUCCGCUGUCUGGAGGUCAUCAAUGAAAUGCUUACCCAGCUGGCUAAAAGGAAGCUGGAUGCUGUCAUUGCAGAGACCAAUGAGGCCCAGUUUAAACUAGAGUUCAGUCCCUCUACUACAGCUGAGUUAGCCAACUACCUCACAUUCCUGGAUGAGAUUCAGGAGAGGAUUACAGUGCUAGAGGAAGAGCAGGAGACAGUGUGUCAGAUGUACAAUUUGAUCGACACGUACUCUGUUCCCACACCACCCGAGGAUGUUGUGGUGUUUGCCACCUUGCAACCUUCUAUUAACUCACUGCAGAACAUCAUCGACCGGGCAGUGGCAGAGAGGGACUCCAGCAUGGACAAAUUUGGUAGCUCCCUGAAAAAAGAUAUAAAGAAUCUGAAACAAGAGGUCACGAAAGUCAAGCUUAAGUCACAGGAUCCACAAAUCCUAGACAUCAAUGCAGAUCCCUCUAAAGUGCGUCUGCUGCUGGAUGAGAUCCAGAUUUCUGUGGAUGAGCUUCAGGCCCAGGCCUCUGCCUACACAUCCUACCAGAAGAAAUUCAAGGCAGAGGUUACCAAGUUCGACACCCUGGAGGAGUUAACCGGAGAGUUUAGGCUGAAGCAGUUGCUGUGGGACUCGAUAGAGGAAUGGGACUCUUUACAAGAUGGAUGGCGGCAGAGCACACUGGAGCUACUGGACCUGGAGCAGUUCAGCUCACAGGUCAACAAAUACAGCAAGUAUGUCAACCAGCUGGAGAAAGGCCUGCCACGUAACAAUGUAGUGCCAAGCCUUAAGGACAAGGUGGAAAUCAUGAAGCAGAGGUUGCCGAUGAUCACUGAUCUGCGUAAUCCAUGUAUGAAACCAGAGCAUUGGAACACCCUGGAGUCUGUUGUGGGGAGCACCCUGAAUGUGGAGGAGCUUACUUUGGCUGCUAUGGAGAAGCUGGACAUCUUCUCCUACGGCACAGAGAUACAGGAGGUGUCAGGACAGGCUUCAGGAGAGGCAUCGGUGGAGACCAUUAUUACUAAGGUGGAGGAUGCAUGGAAGACCACAGAGUUAACUGUGCUGCCUCAUGGUGAAUCCAAAGAGGUUUUCAUCUUGGGAGGCACAGAUGAUAUUCAGGUGCUCCUGGAUGACAGCAUUAUCAAUGUGGGCACAGCGGCAUCUUCUCGCUACAUAGGUCCCAUCAAAUCCAGGGUGGAAAAACUACUGAAACAGCUGAUGCUCUUCAACCAAACACUGGAAGAGUGGCUUACAUGCCAAAGGAACUGGCUUUACCUAGAAAGUAUCUUCUUAGCCCAAGACAUCAAGAGGCAGCUUCCUGCUGAGUCCAAGAUGUUUCUUAAAGUGGACAAGUCUUGGAAAGAAAUCAUGACUAAGGUCAGCAAGAUGCCUAGUGCCCUUAAAGCGGCCACACAGCCUGAUCUGUUGACGACCUUUCAGAAAAACAACGCUCUAUUGGAUGAGAUUCAAAAGUGUCUGGAAGCCUACCUGGAGUCCAAAAGAUGUAUCUUCCCCAGGUUCUACUUCUUAUCCAAUGAUGAACUGCUUAAGAUCUUGGCCCAGACAAGAAACCCACAGGCAGUGCAGCCCCACCUUAGGAAGUGUUUUGAUGCCAUUACACAUCUGGAGUUUGCUUUGCUGCCCAAACAGUCAUCUGAUGCUGUGGGACCUGCACUGGAUGCUGGAGAACAGGACACAAUCUACAGUAAAGACAUCUUGAGUAUGGUCUCCCCUGAGGGAGAGAAGGUGGGUUUGACAAAAGGCCUGAAGGCGCAAGGCAAUGUGGAGGAUUGGCUUUGCAAGGUGGAGGAGGGUAUGUUUUCCUCACUGCGACGUCUCAGCAAGGCCUCCAUUGCAGACUACCAAGUGAAGUCUAGGGAGGAAUGGGUGGUGGCAGGACAUCCAUCACAGGUGGUGCUGACCAUCUCACAAUUGAUGUGGUGCAGAGACAUGGAUGCCUGCCUGGAGGGCGAUCAUGACCACUUUGCUGCCUUGCAGCAAUUUGAACUCACCAACUUUGAUCGGUUGAAUUCCUUGGCGGCAUUGGUACGAGGCCAGCUACCAACUUUACACCGUAAUAUCAUCACUGCUCUCAUCACCAUUGAUGUUCAUGCCAGGGACAUCGUCACAGAUCUUGUUCGGCAGAAGGUGGACUCAAGGAUGAACUUUGAAUGGCAGAGACAGCUGCGUUACUACUGGGACCUUGACCUGGACAACUGUGUAGCCACAAUGGCUCUGUCCACUUAUAUUUAUGGCUACGAGUACCUGGGAGCCUGCCCAAGGCUGGUCAUCACACCACUUACGGACCGUUGCUACUUGUGUUUGAUGGGGGCCCUUCAGUUGGACCUGGGGGGAGCUCCAGCUGGGCCUGCAGGGACAGGAAAAACAGAAACCACCAAAGACUUGGCUAAAGCCUUGGCCAUCCAGUGUGUGGUCUUCAACUGCUCUGAUGGACUUGACUAUAAGAUGAUGGGGCGUUUCUUCAGUGGGCUUGCUCAGUCUGGAGCUUGGUGUUGUUUUGAUGAGUUUAACAGAAUCGACAUUGAAGUGUUGUCAGUCAUUGCUCAGCAGCUCAUAACCAUAAGGAAUGCUAAAGCUGCAAAGAUGUCAAGGUUUCAAUUUGAGGGCCGAGAGAUCAAGCUGGUGAUGACGUGUGCUGCAUUUAUCACCAUGAACCCAGGCUACGCUGGAAGAACAGAACUACCCGAUAAUCUUAAAGCUCUCUUUAGGCCCAUAGCUAUGAUGGUGCCAAACUAUGCACUCAUUGCUGAGGUGAUUUUGUACUCUGAGGGAUUCGAGUCCAGUAAGACUCUAGCGAGAAAGAUGACCCAGAUGUACAAGCUGUGCUCUGAGCAGCUGUCCCAGCAGGACCACUAUGACUUUGGCAUGAGAGCUGUCAAGUCUGUUCUGGUUAUGGCGGGGUCCCUGAAGAGAGCUAACCCUCAACUCAGUGAGGAUGUGGUCCUUAUCAGAGCCCUGAGGGAUUCCAACCUACCAAAAUUCCUUACUGAUGACGCUGUGCUGUUUGGUGGUAUCCUGUCAGACCUGUUCCCUGGUGUGUCUAUACCCGCGCAUGACUAUGGCGUGCUGCACUCCACCAUCCUGCAGUCUCUAGUUAAACGAAGCCUGCAGCCACUGGCUAGCAUGACCAACAAGGUGAUCCAGCUAUAUGAAACCAUGUUAGUGCGUCAUGGUGUGAUGUUGGUCGGACCUACUGGUGGAGGUAAGACCACUGUCUACACCAUCCUGGCAGACACACUGGAGACCCUCCAUCGCACAGAGAAAGUGGAUAGCAGCUCCUUCUAUCAGCCUGUCAAGAGUUAUGUUCUCAAUCCUAAAUCUGUCACGAUGGGAGAGCUCUAUGGCGAGGUUAAUACAUUGACACUGGAAUGGCGUGACGGAUUAAUGGCGCUGAGUGUCCGUGAUGCAGUCAGCGACACCACUAAUGACCACAAGUGGGUGAUCUGCGAUGGGCCAGUUGACGCCCUGUGGAUUGAGAACAUGAACACUGUGCUGGAUGACAACAAGAUGCUCUGUCUGGCCAACAGCGAGCGAAUCAAACUUACUCCAUCCAUACAUAUGGUGUUCGAGGUCCAGGAUUUGGCUGUGGCAUCUCCAGCCACCGUCAGUCGCUGUGGGAUGGUUUAUAUUGAUCCUGCUGAGCUCAAGUGGAUGCCCUAUGUCCAGACAUGGAUCAGUGGUCUAGGAGACAAGCUCCCAGAACCAGUGCGCACAUACCUGCUGGAGCUGUUUGAGCAGUAUGUGGAGAAGGGACUUCAGUUUGUGUUGAAGCAUUGCGCCCAGGCGAUCCGCCAGGUGGACAUCAGUAAAGUCAACACUCUUUGCUCCCUGCUAGAAGCACUGCUGCUGGGCAAAGAGGGGCCAGACCUUAAAAUGGAUUCCAAACAUCGCAACGCUGUAAUAUGUCAGACCUUCAUAUUUAGCUACUUAUGGGCAGUAGGAGGCAACCUGACCAGCUCUUACUGGGAUGCUUUUGACACCUUCGUCAGAGAGCAGUUUGAAGGCAACAGCAAUGCUAAGCUCCCAAAAAGUGGUUCCCUGUGGAGCUUGUACAUGAACUUUAGCUACAAGCGUCUGGAGUCAUGGGAGAAGAUAAUCCCUUCGUUCAAAUACAACAACGAGCAGCCCUUUUUUGAGAUGCUGGUUCCCACCACAGACACUGUCCGCUACGGCUAUCUGAUGGAGAAACUGCUGUCUGUGCGACGUUCUGUACUCUUCACCGGCGAUACUGGAGUGGGGAAGUCAGUGGUGGCUCGGGGCCUUAUCAACAGUAUCCAGGAAAAGGAAGGAUAUCUUCCUAUCUACAUCAACUUCUCUGCUCAGACCUCCUCCGCCCGCACCCAAGAAAUCAUUGAGUCCAAACUGGAGAAAAAGAGGAAAAAUAUUCUGGGUGCUCCUGGUAACAAGAAGUUAGUGGUGUUUGUGGAUGAUCUGAAUAUGCCCAAGCUUGACAGUUAUGGCUCUCAGCCUCCUAUAGAGCUGCUGCGUCAGUUCCAGGACUUUUCUGGCUUCUAUGACAGGAACAAGUUCUUCUGGAAGGAGAUCCAGGACAUGACCAUCGCCGCAGCUUGCGCUCCUCCAGGAGGGGGACGUAACCCCGUGACCCCCCGAUUCAUCCGCCAUUUCAGCAUGCUGUGUCUGCCUACACCUUCGGAACACAGCCUCAAACAGAUCUUCAAAGCUAUCCUCAGUGGUUUCCUCAGUGAGUUUUCUGAAGCGGUGAAGGGCUCCGCCGGACAGAUUGUGGACGCAGCUGUGGAGAUUUACGACCGUUUGAGUGUGGAUCUCCUGCCCACUCCAGCUAAGUCCCACUAUGUCUUCAAUCUCAGGGAUCUCUCCAAGUGUGUCCAAGGUAUGCUGCAGUGUGAGCCCAGUCAGGUGAGAGAUAAGAACCAGAUCUUCCGUCUCUUCUGCCACGAGUGUCAGCGGGUGUUCCACGAUCGACUCAUCAACAACCAAGAUAAGAUGUAUUUCAACACCAUCGUCUGUGAGAUGGCCAGCAGAUAUUUUAGUAUUACCUUGGAGCCCUCAUACUUUGUCACACAGCCCAUCAUAUUUGGAGAUUUUAUCAAGGUGGGUGCAGAGAAAGAAGAUCGUCUGUAUGAGGAUCUUACUGACAUGAAUAAGAUAAAGACUGUUCUCCAAGACUACCUUGAUGAUUACAACAUGACCUUUUGCAAGGAGACCAAGCUGGUCUUCUUCCAGGACGCAGUUGAGCAUGUCUCCAGGAUUGCCCGUAUGAUUCGCCAGGAGAGGGGCAAUGCUCUGCUUGUAGGGGUGGGAGGCACAGGCAAGCAGUCUCUCACAAGACUGGCAUCCCACAUGUGUGGAUACCGAUGCUUCGAGAUUGAGCUGAGCCGAGGCUACAACUACGACAGCUUUCACGAAGACUUGAGGAGGCUAUACAAGAUGGCUGGGGUGGAGGGAAAAAAUAUGGUGUUCCUUUUUACGGAUACUCAGAUUGUGGUGGAGGAAUUUUUGGAGGAUGUUAACAACAUGCUGAACUCCGGCGAGGUGCCCAACCUUUUUGAGAAAGAUGAACUAGAACAAGUGCUUGCUGCCACACGCCCUAAAGCCAAAGAGGCUGGGAUCAGUGAAGAGAACAGGGAUGAGGUAUUCCAGUAUUUCAUCACUCGUGUGCGGGAGAAGCUGCACAUUGUGCUGUGUAUGAGUCCUGUGGGCGAUGCUUUCAGGUCCCGCUGUCGCAUGUUCCCAUCACUGGUCAACUGUUGCACCAUUGACUGGUUUGUACAGUGGCCCCGUGAGGCGCUCCUCACUGUCUCCCAGGCCUUCUUCCAGAAUGUGGACUUUGGUAGUGAGGAACUAAAGGAGAGCUUCUCAACCCUUUGUGUGGAGAUACAUGUUAGCGUCACUGACAUGGCUGAGCGCUUCUACUCAGAGCUCAGACGCCGAUACUACACAACACCUACCUCCUACCUAGAGCUCAUCAACCUCUACCUGUCCAUGCUUGAAGACAAGAGGCAGCAGUUAGUGCUUGCCAAAGAUCGUGUGAAGAAUGGUCUGACCAAGCUGCUUGAGACCAAUGUGCUGGUGGACAAAAUGAAAGUGGACCUGUCUGCUCUGGAGCCAGUUCUGAAACAGAAAUCCAUCGAUGUUGAUGCCCUCAUGGAGAAACUGGCUAUCGAUCAGGAGAGAGCUGACGAGGUGCGUAAAGUAGUGAAAGAAGAUGAAGCUUUAGCCAAGGUCAAAGCUGAAGAUACCCAGGCCAUAGCUGAUGACGCCCAGAGAGACCUGGAUGAGGCUCUGCCAGCCUUGGAAGGUGCCAAUCAGGCUCUUAGUUCCCUGGACAAGGCUGACAUCUCUGAGAUAAAGGUGUUCACCAAACCCCCAGAUCUAGUCAUGACUGUCAUGGAGGCUGUCUGCAUCCUGCUCAACUGCAAGCCGGACUGGCCAGGAGCCAAACAAUUACUGGGAGAUGCCAAUUUCCUCAGGCGGCUGACAGACUAUGAUAAGGAUAAUAUCAAGGCUCAGAUCCUGAUGAAGCUGCAAAAGUACAUCAACAACCCUGAUUUCAUACCUGAGAAGGUGGAGAAAGUAUCCAAAGCCUGCAGAUCAAUGUGUAUGUGGGUCAGAGCCAUGGAUCUUUACUCCAGAGUCCUCAAAGAAGUCGGUCCGAAGAGAGAAAAACUGGCAAAGGCACAGGUCAAGCUGGAUGCGACCAUGGAAACACUAAGGGAAAAGCAGGAAAAGCUUCAGGAGGUGGAGAACCAGAUCAAAGUCCUACAGGAUCAGUUUGACUACAGCAUAAAUGAGAAGGAGGAUUUGGUUAACACCAUGGCUUUGACCCAGGCUCGGUUGACCAGGGCAGGGAAGCUAACUUCUGCCCUUGGCGACGAGCAAGUACGCUGGGAGGAGAGCGUUGCCCUGUUUGAGCAAGAGAUUAUCAACGUAGUGGGGAAUGUCUUCAUUGCAGCUGCCUGUGUGGCCUAUUAUGGAGCAUUCACUUCUCAUUACAGACAGCUGCUAAUUGACCAGUGGAUAAUACUGUGCCAGGAACUGAAGAUUCCCAUCAGUUCCAGCUUCAGCCUUAUCAACAUCUUGGGUGACGCAUAUGUCAUCCGCCAGUGGAACACAGAGGGUCUGCCCCGUGACACCGUCUCUACAGAGAAUGGGAUCCUGGUGACAGAGGGCCGCCGCUGGCCUCUCAUGAUUGACCCGCAGGAUCAGGCCAACCGAUGGAUCCGCUCCAAAGAGGCAAAGCAUGGGCUAAAGGUGAUCAAGCUGACAGAUCCAAACUUUCUCCGUACCCUUGAGAAUGCCAUCCGCAUGGGCAUGCCUGUACUGCUAGAGGAGUUAAAGGAAAACCUGGAUCCAGCUCUGGAGCCCAUCUUGCUGAAGCAGACAUUUGUGGCUGGUGGACGGACAUUGAUCCGACUUGGGGACUCAGAUAUCGACUAUGACAAAAACUUCAGAUUUUAUAUGACCACAAAGAUGGCCAACCCACACUACCUACCAGAGGUAUGUAUUAAAGUUACAAUCAUCAACUUCACUGUGACAAAGUCUGGCUUGGAGGACCAGCUGCUUAGUGAUGUAGUGCGUCUGGAGAGUCCACAUCUUGAAGAGCAGAGGAAUGAGCUGAUUGUGCGCAUCAACGCUGAUCGCAACCAGCUGAAAGAUAUUGAAGACCGAAUCCUUAAGCUUCUCUUUACCUCUGAGGGGAAUAUACUUGACAAUGAGGAGCUAGUUCAGACUCUCCAGGAGUCAAAGGUGACAUCAGAGACCAUAAAACAUCGUUUAGAGGAGGCAGAGGCCACUGAGCUAAUGAUCAACUCUGCAAGAGAGCGCUACCGACCUGUAGCCACACGAGGCUCUGUCUUGUACUUUGUCAUCGCCAGUCUCUCUGAGAUCGAUUCAAUGUACCAGUUCUCCCUCAAGUACUUCAAACAGCUUUUUAACUCCACCAUCGAAACGUCCGAGAAGAGCAGCGUGUUGGAAGAGCGUCUCCAGAUCCUGCUGGACCAGAUCCUGCUCAACUCCUACAUCAACGUGUCUCGCGGCCUCUUUGAGCAGCACAAGCUCAUCUACAGCUUCAUGUUGUGCGUGGAGAUCAUGAAGGAGUGUGACGAGAUCUCCGAUGCUGAGUGGCUGCACUUCCUAAGUGCAGCUGCUUCCUUGGAAAAGGACUAUGCAGAACGGCCAGAUGUGCCAUGGCUAAGUGAUUUUGACUGGCGGACAUGUUGUGAGCUGGAGGACACACUGCCCUGCUUCAAGGGCAUCUCAGAGGAAAUCACCAGAACCCAUAUCUACAUUGAGUUUGGACGUUUUCAGGCAUCUAUUAAUCCAGAGAACUGGGAAGGCUACGUGUCAGAGUUGCCUCCUCUUGGGGAGUCCAAAGAGGAGAAGCAGGAGAGCGGGAUCAGAGGCUACUGGAAUGAGAGGCUAGGGACCUUCCAGAAGCUGGUCCUUAUCAAGAGCUUCAUGGAAGAGAAGGUGGUCUUUGCAGCAACAGAGUUCGUGAUUGUCAACCUGGGGAAGCAGUUUGUGGAAAACCCUCCAGUUGACCUGGCUAAUCUCUAUAACGACAUGUCCCCCUCCACCCCACUGGUCUUCAUUCUCAGCACAGGCUCUGAUCCCAUGGGUGCCUUCCAGCGUUUUGCGAAAGAGAGAGGUUGUCUUGACAGGGUUGAGUCCAUCUCAUUGGGUCAAGGACAAGGGCCAAUAGCAGAGAAGAUGAUCAAAGCAGCGCUGAAGAGUGGGAAAUGGGUCUUCUUGCAGAACUGUCAUCUGGCUGUUUCCUGGAUGUUAGACAUGGAGGAACUUAUCAAGACCUUCACUGAUCCUGACACAUCAAUCGACGAGAACUUCCGUUUGUUCCUCAGCUCCAUGCCUACCAAAGUGUUUCCUGUUACAGUGCUCCAGAACUCUGUCAAGGUGACUAAUGAGCCUCCGAAAGGCUUGCGGGCCAACAUGCGACGGGCCUUCACCGAGAUCUCCAGCAAUUUCUUUGAAGACCACGUUCUGGGACGUCAGUGGAGGAAGAUCCUAUUCGGAGUCUGCUUUUUCCACGCAAUCAUCCAGGAGCGAAAGAAGUUUGGUCCUCUAGGCUGGAACAUCCGUUAUGAGUUCAACGACAGUGACAGGGAAUGUGCUUUGCUCAACCUCAAUCUCUACUGCAAAGAUGGCACUAUCCCUUGGGACGCUCUUAUCUAUAUCACUGGUGAGAUCACAUAUGGAGGCAGAGUGACAGAUGCCUGGGACCAGCGCUGCCUCAGGACCAUCCUCAAAGGCUUUUUCUCACCUCCAACACUGAAACCUGAUUACACCUACUCCUGCUCAGGCAUCUACUACGCUCCAGAAGCAGACAAACUAGAGCAGUAUAAGAAGUACAUUGAGAGUCUUCCAAUCAUCGACGAUCCUGAGGUCUUUGGCAUGCACAGCAACGCCAACCUGGCCUUCCAGCGCCAAGAAACUGUGACUCUAAUCAACACCAUAAUGGACGUUAAUCCUCGCUCUUCAGCCCAUGCUGGAGCAAAAAGUAAUGAUGAUAUAGUCUGCGAGCUUGCUGAAUCAAUACUAGCCAAACUACCCGAGCGUCUGGACAUGGAUGAGGCGGUGGAAACUCUUUUUGUGCGAGAUGAAAACGGUCGUCUUAACUCCCUGACAACCGUGUUGGGGCAGGAAACAGAUCGGUUCAACAACCUGCUGAAAGUGCUCAGGAUGUCUCUCAUCACUCUGAAAAAGGCCAUAGCAGGUCUGGUGGUGAUGUCAGAGGAGAUGGACCGCAUCUACAAUAGCUUCCUGAAAAACCAGGUUCCCACACACUGGUCCAACUCUGCCUACCCUUCUCUCAAAACCCUGGCUUCCUGGGUUAGAGACCUGGUCCUCAGGAUUUCCUUUAUCCAGUUUUGGAUCACACGAGGUCAGCCCAAAUCUUUUUGGAUCUCAGGAUUUUUCUUCCCUCAAGGCUUUCUUACUGGGGUGCUGCAGAAUCAUGCCAGACAUUACAAUUUGCCCAUUGAUGAGCUCAACUUCCGCUUCAACAUGGUGCCUGCGUACAGGGACCAGGUAGCAAUAUGUGAGGCUUUACGCACUUUGACCAUCAACGAUAAACUGGACAUGGAUGAGGAGCUACCUGAGCCGGAGGAUGGCGUGCUGGUGCAUGGCAUGUUCAUGGAUGCCAGUCGCUGGGACGAUGACAACAUGGUGAUUGAGGAUGCAUUACCUCGAGUGAUGAACGCAGUACUGCCAGUGGUGCACUUUGAGCCACAGCAGAACUACGUGCCUGAGCCAGAUCUUUACCACGCUCCUCUGUACAAGACCUCAGCCAGAGCCGGGACGCUAUCCACCACCGGUCACUCCACUAAUUUUGUUGUGACAGUUAUGCUUCCAUCCAAGCGACCCAGCGACUAUUGGAUAUCCAAAGCUUCAGCUCUGCUGUGCCAGUUGGAUGACUAA
Molecule: messenger RNA, 12150 nt
Organism: Scomber japonicus (chub mackerel)
Lineage: Eukaryota; Metazoa; Chordata; Actinopteri; Scombriformes; Scombridae
Gene: dnah6
Product: dynein, axonemal, heavy chain 6
Exons: 81
Coding region: 1-12150 (4049 amino acids)
Biological process (GO): microtubule-based movement
Cellular component (GO): dynein complex
Molecular function (GO): dynein light intermediate chain binding; ATP hydrolysis activity; dynein intermediate chain binding
Source: RefSeq, a predicted model, not a curated record